Batrachochytrium dendrobatidis JAM81 is the source of this 918-nucleotide messenger RNA. RefSeq lists its product as uncharacterized. The coding region runs from base 38 to 880 and encodes 280 amino acids. The record is from RefSeq and is a predicted model, not a curated record. The transcript is spliced from 5 exons. Gene Ontology annotation, cellular component: preribosome, large subunit precursor. Gene Ontology annotation, biological process: maturation of 5.8S rRNA; maturation of LSU-rRNA. NCBI's taxonomy places the organism in Eukaryota, Fungi, Chytridiomycota, Chytridiomycetes, Rhizophydiales.
GUCACUGUUCCAUUCUUAUACUAUCGUUUCGUUAUAAAUGGCUCCAAUGCAAUCAAGGAAACAAGGCACUAAGCGAAAAGCAAAGCCCACAAAGGCUGCUCACAAAGCAGCCCGCAAGGCAAUUGAAGCAUACCAUUCAUCCUCUGAUGAAGACAAAGAACAAUCUGCUUUCGAUGAUGAGGAUAUCAUGGACACGCUCGAUGAUGUUUGUCUUUCUGAUGAUAUGAAUGAAAAAAGUGAGGACAAUAAGGACGAUGCUUCAUCUUGUAAAGCUGAAGACAGCGCAUCUGCCGAUAAAUAUCUGCCAGCUUCAUUGAAAGGAUCUUCCAAACUGGCAUCAACCAUUUCUAAGCUUUUGACAUCAGAUACACCAGUCAAGUCAAAUGAUGCAUCAUCAGGCACAGAAUUAAGACCCAUUCUAUCAAAGAAAAGAAAGAUUGAAACGGAUAUUGAUGAAGAAAAGCUGGAUGCAAAAGCAAGAAAGGUACUCUCUGCUGAACGGAAAGCAUACAAUGAAAAGAAUCGAGUUAUUCCCGAUCAUACUGGCAUAGAUUAUGAAAAACGACUUAGAAAGCUUGCAACUCGUGGUGUCGUGCAGCUAUUUAAUGCAAUUAGAGCUGUUCAACGAAGUACUGAAGAGCUUGAAGAAGACGGAGUUCAAAAACACAGCGCAGAAGCACCUGUUUUGUCCAAGCAAACAUUUAUCAAAACGCUAAAAGAGGAAAACACUCGUAGUGCAACAAAUGCUAGUAAGCCUAAUGGCAAGAAAUCUGCCGUUGACGACAAUACUGGAGUUGCAUGGAUCAAGUCUGAUUUUGCCAUGAAAGCUCCAAAACACUGGGAUCAAGAGGAGGAAGAGGAAGAGGAAAUGGUGUUGUAAUUCUCUUGAAGUAGUUUUUUGUUUGAUUUAUUGGUGUA